CCAUCUACCUUUUCCUCAUCGUCGAGGUUUCCCUCGUCGUCUCCUCUCGAGUUCGACUCCCCGCCGCUUCUCCUCUUCAUCCUCGCGCACCCACCGUGAGAUCGGGCGCGCGGCGAGAUCCUCCGCGGGGAAAUGGAAGGCCACGGCGCCGCCGCUGGGGUCGAGCGCGUCGUGUUGCUGGCCCUCUGCGUCGCCGGCAUCUGGUCCGCCUACAUCUACCAGGGCGUCCUUCAAGAAACUGUAUCUACCAAGCUAUUCGGACCAGACGGGAAGCGGUUCGAGCACCUCUCCUUCUUGAACCUGGCGCAGAACGUUGUUUGCUUCGUGUGGUCCUUGAUCAUGAUAAAGCUGUGGUCUAGGAGCUCUUCCGGGGGAGCUCCAUUGUGGAGUUACUGGAGCCCAAGCAUUACUAAUACUAUCGGUCCUUCCAUGGGAAUUGAAGCAUUGAAGUACAUCAGUUAUCCUGCCCAGGUUUUGGCAAAAUCUACCAAGAUGAUUCCUGUUAUGCUGAUGGGCACGCUUGUUUAUGGGAUCAAAUACACUAUCCCAGAGUACAUUUGCACCUUCCUUGUUGCUGGAGGGGUGUCAUCAUUUGCACUUUUGAAGACUAGCUCGAAGACUAUAAGCAAGCUUGCUCACCCAAAUGCUCCUCUUGGCUAUGGGCUGUGCUUUCUGAAUUUAGCUUUCGAUGGUUUUACAAAUGCUACUCAGGACUCUAUCAAAGCAAGGUACCCAAAGACGAGUGCUUGGGACAUUAUGUUGGGAAUGAACCUAUGGGGCAGCAUAUACAAUGUCAUUUACAUGUUUGGUUGGCCCCAUGGAAGUGGUUAUGAGGCGGUAAGAUUCUGCCAGGAGCACCCGGAGGCGGCAUGGGACAUCCUCAUGUACUGCCUCUGUGGUGCGGUGGGACAGAACUUCAUCUUCUUGACCAUAAGCCGCUUUGGCUCUCUUGCUAACACAACCAUAACCACAACCCGCAAAUUUGUCAGUAUCGUUGUGUCCUCAGUGAUAAGUGGCAAUCCCUUGUCGCAGAAGCAGUGGGCGAGUGUGGUAAUGGUCUUCUCAGGUCUCUCCUUGCAGAUCGUCCUCAAGUGGAGGAAUCUUCAGGGAACAAAGAAGGACAAAAAAAGGGCAUGAGGACCCAUUGUCUUCCUCCUUAAUCAGAGUAUCUCGGCGGCCUUUAGCAAGAGAAGGAUAGAGUAACCUCAUUAAUUUUAGGCAGGCGGAUUUAUACAUGAUGAGCAAUGCAAAUGUACUAACGCUUGUUUUAUAACAAAUAUUUAUUUCUUGCUGCUAAAUCAAAUCCAAUACGAACAAGAUUUGCUUCUUUUUCCAA
Musa acuminata AAA Group (dessert banana) is the source of this 1336-nucleotide messenger RNA. RefSeq names its product UDP-galactose/UDP-glucose transporter 3-like. NCBI's taxonomy places the organism in Eukaryota, Viridiplantae, Streptophyta, Magnoliopsida, Zingiberales, Musaceae. Gene Ontology annotation, cellular component: Golgi membrane; endoplasmic reticulum membrane. Gene Ontology annotation, molecular function: UDP-galactose transmembrane transporter activity; UDP-glucose transmembrane transporter activity. The coding region runs from base 133 to 1137 and encodes 334 amino acids. The transcript is spliced from 7 exons. The record is from RefSeq and is a predicted model, not a curated record. Gene Ontology annotation, biological process: UDP-galactose transmembrane transport.